Penicillium cosmopolitanum is the source of this 675-nucleotide messenger RNA. RefSeq lists its product as uncharacterized. The transcript has 5 exons. Bases 1 to 675 code for a protein of 224 amino acids. The record is from RefSeq and is a predicted model, not a curated record. NCBI's taxonomy places the organism in Eukaryota, Fungi, Ascomycota, Eurotiomycetes, Eurotiales, Aspergillaceae.
AUGAACACUCUCGGAAAUAUUGCAGCCCUCGCCCUCAUCGGCUUUGUCAGUGCCCAAGACACUGUCGGAUUUGGACCUGCCUUCUCUCUCGGCCCUACACAGUCAUGGAUCCGCGAAGCCAACACCACACUGGUCCUUCCCGAAACCCCAAGCCCCCAGAAAGACCGUCUCGCCCUGUGGCCUGGCAUGGGGACAAGUGGUGGUGACUUGAUCCAGGCUCUCGCUGUUUCUUUCUCCGACCCUAAUGCUAAUUGUGGAGCGACAUCCGGGCAAUGGUGCACCUGGGCUAGUACUCUUCAAGGAGAGCAGCUCGGUGGGAAGCAGGUCCCUGCUUCUGCCGGUGAUGAGCUCACAAUGCACUACAAGUACAACGAUGACACCGGCAAAUAUGACCAAACGGUCUACAUCAACGGGGAGAGCGUUUCUACUCUUUCGACUAGCUCUGGACAAGCUCAGGGUUGGGGCACUGCUGUCGAGUGCCAGGAUGAUGCAUGCCAAAGCACCACUGCAGCACAUGAAUACCUUGACACCACUAUCAUCUUGAAUGCUGCUGACUCUACCUUUGCUGGUACCUUGGGUCUCAAUGAAGCCACCUCGUCCGGUCUGAAAACAACUGAUAACAAGGUCUACACUGUGUCGAGCAUCAAGAUCCAAUCUCACACUUAUAACCUGUGA